This is a messenger RNA of Rhodotorula toruloides NP11, 1224 nucleotides long. RefSeq lists its product as uncharacterized. The transcript is spliced from 9 exons. The record is from RefSeq and is a predicted model, not a curated record. NCBI's taxonomy places the organism in Eukaryota, Fungi, Basidiomycota, Microbotryomycetes, Sporidiobolales, Sporidiobolaceae. Bases 1 to 1224 code for a protein of 407 amino acids.
AUGCCGGGACUCGUCAACGGCGCCAUGGACGCGCAACUGUCGCCUGCUGCGGUCAUCCAGCGAGACGCCAGCGAGCACCAGGAGCUCCUCGAGGCGCACGAUGCGUUCGUCUACCGGCUGAUGGAGGAGAAGGUGAACCUCGGGAGAGGCAUUGACGAAGAGCAGCAGGCGAUCGACAAGCUCAAGCAGGCCAAGACGGCAACCACGGCGCUCGCGGAACUGUCCGGAACGAGGGAGUUGCAGGAGUGCCAGAUUGGAGCGCAGGAAAUCGACCUCGAGAACUGGAAGUCGACUGUGGCGGAGUUGAGGCAGCAGAGCGAGGAUCUUGGGCGCCAGGUGCGCGAGGAGCAGGUCAGGGUUCACGAGGAUCUCGCCAGCGCGCCUCAGCGGCAAGCGAAGGCGGCCGUCCGUUCGAGCGUCACCACCGGCAACCCCUUCAUUCUCGUGCUCAUCGACGGCUCCGCGGCGCCUUUCAACGAGGACGCUAUCAAGCAAGGAAUGUCUGGCGGGAUUGACAUGGGGAAUCGCGUUCGCUGGGAGGUUGAGAAGGACCUGCGUGACCACAACAUCGAGCUCGACGAGGACGAUGAGAAACAAAUUCCGCCUGUCAUCAUGUCCAUCGUCUGGCACAAUCGCAGUGCGCUCGUCUACAACCUCAAGAAGAACGGCGUUCUCCGCGGCUUGAGGGUCGACGACCAGUGGGGCAGCUUCCUCGCCGGCUGGACAAGCCUCCGCAAUAACCAGGCUAUCGACGUUGGCGAAGCGCCCAUCGACCGCUUCAUGGCCAACAUGAUCGAGCUCUACGGACAGGCGCCAAACCUGAAGCGCAUCUUCAUCGCCGGGAUCCACCUCGAGACGCUCCUCGACUCCUGCGAGAAGCUGAAGCCCGGCAGCGGUCAGUUCUUCGUCCGCGUCGCUCCCAAGCUCGUCCUCGUCAAUCAUCGCGAGACUGACGACGAACGCGAAGUCCUCAAGGGCUCGGGGUGGCGCGUCGCCGUCUUCAACCGCUUCUUUGGCUCGAAGAAUGGUCUCGGAACCGACUUGGGUUGGGCUUUCAGGCCAGUCACGCCACCAGUCGGGCCAGGCGACCAGAAUCACGAGGAAGGCGACGACGAGAAUGGCUUUGGGCAGGUCUACGAUACGCACGCUUUCGACGGAUCGGGCGCUUGGGACAAGGCGAAGGCAAAGGGGAAGGGGAAGGCGGCGGCGUACAUGUUCGCUUGA